Molecule: messenger RNA, 1117 nt
Organism: Rubroshorea leprosula
Lineage: Eukaryota; Viridiplantae; Streptophyta; Magnoliopsida; Malvales; Dipterocarpaceae
Source: the annotation of a GenBank genome assembly
AUGUAAAUUUUAACAAUCUCAGAAAUUUCCUUCUCAAUUUUCAGCAACUUUUCCCAGAACCCAAACGCAAACAGAAAGUAAAAAAGCGAAAUGUUUCUUGUAGAUUGGUUUUAUGGGAUUCUAGCGUCUCUUGGGUUAUGGCAGAAGGAAGCAAAGAUCUUGUUUUUAGGGCUUGAUAAUGCUGGCAAAACCACUCUGCUUUUCAUGCUUAAAGAUGAGAGAUUAGUGCAGCAUCAACCUACGCAGUACCCUACAUCAGAGGAGCUGAGUAUAGGGAAGAUCAAAUUUAAGGCCUUCGAUUUGGGGGGCCAUCAGAUUGCUCGCAGAGUCUGGAAGGACUAUUAUGCCAAGGUGGAUGCUGUAGUGUACCUUGUUGAUGCCUAUGACAAGGAGAGAUUUGCUGAGUCAAAAAAGGAACUUGAUGCUCUGCUCUCAGACGAGUCGCUGGCAAACGUCCCUUUUCUCAUCCUGGGAAACAAGAUUGAUCUGCCUUAUGCUGCCUCAGAGGAUGAAUUGCGAUAUCACAUGGGUCUGACCAACUUCACCACAGGCAAGGGGAAGGUUAAUCUGGAAGACACAAAUGUUCGUCCCCUUGAGGUUUUCAUGUGCAGCAUCGUGCGCAAGAUGGGAUAUGGCGAUGGUUUUAGGUGGCUCUCUCAAUACAUUAAGUAGGCAAGAGAGAAAGCAAGCCUGCCACCUCCAUCUGCGAUAUUCUUGCAACUACCGCUUUGCCUCUCCAAGUUUGUAUUAGGAGGAAGAAUUGAAUAUGGGUGCCCUGUAAAUAUAAGUAUAAUAUAGGCUUUUGUUAGUAGCAGCUUUUUAUUAAUGUUAGCUUGAAAACUUAUUUUCGAUAUUUCCAAGCCACCCUUGUUCUCCAGUUUGAACUUUGGUAAGCCAACAGGUUAAAAACGAGAGGGAAGAUGGUAAAAUUCAGGUAGGUUGUUUAGCUCUAAGAUAUCCCCAUUCUUCGUCAAUAGAAGCUCCUAAGGAGAUGUCUUUGUUGGAGUUUUGAAGUUUGAAUUUUGAAAUAGGUGAGGAAGGAUUAGAGAAAAGGGGGAUUAUUUCUAUUGCAUGGCACAUCGUUUAAUGUAUUAGGAAAUAAAAAAAAAAACAUUGA